CAAAGGGAGACCUGACGUGGCGUUUCACAAAUGAAAAUAAACGAAAAUACGCGAUACGAAAUGAUCCCGAAAUAAAAUCCAGCCAAAACAAACAUGGAGGAACGCAAGGUACUGUUUUUCAUACUUUCCCUCAUAUUCUACUGUCUAUACAGCGUCAAUAUGUGGUUCCUGACGAAGAAUGAGAACCAAAACAUUGUACUGACGCCUAAAUUAAAAAUAUCCGGAUACAACCCACUGGGUAAGCCGAUCCCAUUAAUGUUUAAAGACGCCUGCAGCGUAGUAGAUGUGUUUACGAAGAAACCGCCAGUAAAUAAAGCGAGAAAGUUAAAAAUACAAGACAUGGAUACGGAUAAUAAUACGAUCACGGUGAUCGGAAUUACCGUGUUUCUAGUUAUAUUAUUGUUGAACGCGUUCCUCGAUAUACUCAAAGUGAAAGAAGAGGAGAGAGCCAGAAGGAAACUGAACCCGGAUGGUGAAAGAAGAAAAUCGCUCGCGGAAUUCGCGAAUAAGAAGAUAUUGAGAAGAGAAUCGAGCAAGUUUGGCGCACAGUUGUUCCAGAUCUCGGAAUCCGUGGCAACUACUCAAGAAGAGAAUAAAAGUAGAAAAGAAACGAGACCUUAUACUCGUGGGGAAUCCAUUAACUCUUUUCUCAGUGAAAAAACACAGAAGACGCAGGAGUCUUCUGCCCCGGCCUCGAUCGGUGAUACUUCAGACCCUAAGCUGGUCAAAAGACAGUCAGUUGCUAAACUCAUUGAUAACAAACUGCAAUGGAUCUCUCAACGGCCGGUGUACAACUACUAUCAGUGCGAGUUAAGAUUCUGGCGGAACGAGACCUUGAGGACCAUACCCUACGCGCUCUGGUACCACAUGUUUAGAGGACAACAGACUAGGAGCCUUAAUAUUAGAUCAUUACAAAUUCCAAAAUGUACCACCGAACCCAAAGGAAGAUGUCUAGUUCGUGUUAACGAGGAAUACUUAGACAUUAUUUUCCCACCGAACAAUACUGUGAUAGUAAACUUUGCUCCAGCCCCGCCAAGUCUUCUAGAAUUAUCCAGAAGAAAGCUCUAUCAAACUAUAAGUGACACAACAAAAAGACUCACUAGCGCCACCUACAGUAUUUACUCAGAUUAUACUAUUGAAGAUGAUUUUAGCAACGUUGAUAUUAAUGGUAAUACAACAGAGUAUAAAGAUGGCUGUCACAAUAGAAAUUUAAAUAGAGAGAAACAAUAUACGGUGCCAAAUGAUGUAGUGAAGAAAUACUUUGAUUAUCUACCGAGUUUUAUAAAGAAGUAUUUGUGCAACGGCCCAAUAUCGAGAUGCGAAAAUGUAAACUGCAAAGCGCCGGUUUUCGACUACGCUUACUAUGAAUUUUGUUUAGAAAAGAUAAUCCUGAUAGACAGCUCCUCAGAUGUAAUACUGAGUGCAACAUUUUGCUCCAAGUCCUGUGCCGAUUCCUGGAACGUUGGAAAACAUGUGUUGCCUUGGAAGUUGAGUUUUUAAAUAACGAGAAAUAAAGAACGUAAUUUAUUUUGU
Molecule: messenger RNA, 1533 nt
Organism: Aricia agestis (brown argus)
Lineage: Eukaryota; Metazoa; Arthropoda; Insecta; Lepidoptera; Lycaenidae
Product: leucine-rich repeat-containing protein 39-like
Exons: 4
Coding region: 94-1500 (468 amino acids)
Molecular function (GO): protein binding
Source: RefSeq, a predicted model, not a curated record